CGCCGCUGUGACUUGGCGGGAACCGGACUCUGGGCUGUAAGGCGGUGGGCAGCGAUCCCGAGCCCGUGUGGGGCCCACCGCUGGUCUGGGUGGAAGGAUCAGUGUAUUCGGAGCAGCAUCUCUGCGCUAGCAGAAGGUGGAACAACACAGGGAAAGAUUUCAGGAUGCCACCUAACAUAAACUGGAAAGAAAUAAUGAAAGUCGAUCCAGAUGACCUUCCUCGGCAAGAAGAACUUGCAGAUCAUUUAUUGGUCUCCUUGUCCAAGGUGGAAGUAAAUGAGCUAAAAAGUGAAAGUCAGGAAAAUGUGGUACACCUUUUCCGGAUUACUCAGUCAUUAAUGAAGAUGAAAGCUCAAGAAGCAGAACUAGCUUUGGAAGAGGUUGAAAAAGCCGGAGAAGAACAAGCAAAAUUUGAAAAUCAAUUAAAAACUAAAGUAAUGAAACUGGAAAAUGAAUUGGAGAUGGCUCAGCAGUCUGCUGGUGGACGGGACACCCGGCUUCUACGUGAUGAAAUUCGCCAACUUGAAAAGCAACUGGAACAAAAAGACAGAGAACUAGAGGACAUGGAGAAAGAACUGGAGAAGGAGAAGAAAGUCAAUGAACAAUUGGCUCUUCGCAAUGAGGAAGCAGAAAAUGAAAACAGCAAACUGAGAAGAGAGAACAAACGUCUAAAGAAAAAGAAUGAACAGCUCCGGCAGGAUAUUAUCGACUACCAAAAACAGAUAGACUCACAGAAAGAAACACUUUUGUCAAGAAGAGGAGAAGACAGUGAUUAUCGGUCACAGUUGUCAAAAAAAAACUAUGAACUUGUCCAGUAUCUGGAUGAAAUUCAGACUUUAACUGAAGCUAAUGAGAAAAUUGAAGUUCAGAAUCAAGAAAUGCGAAAAAAUCUAGAAGAAUCAGUGCAGGAAAUGGAGAAAAUGACUGAUGAAUAUAAUAGGAUGAAAGCUAUUGUACAUCAGACAGAUAAUAUAAUAGACCAGUUAAAAAAAGAAAAUGAACAUUAUCGACUUCAAGUGCAAGAGCUUACAGAUCAUCUGAAAGCAAAAAAUGAGGAAGAUGAUCCUGUCAUGGUAGCUGUCAGUGCAAAAGUAGAAGAAUGGAAGUCAAUUUUGUCUUCUAAAGAUGAUGAGAUUAUUGGAUAUCAGCAUAUGUUAUAUAACCUCAACGAGAAACUUAAAAAUGCCCAGCUGGAUGCUGAUAAAAGUAAUGUCAUGGCUCUACAGCAGGGGAUUCAGGAACGAGAUAGUCAAAUUAAGAUGCUAACAGAACAAGUGGAACAGUAUACGAAAGAAAUGGAGAAGAAUACUUUUGUUAUUGAAGAUUUGAAAAGUGAACUCCAAAGAAACAAAGGUGCUUCUACUCUUUAUCAUCAGACUCAUUAUAUGAAAAUUCAAUCAAAGCUACAGAUUUUAGAAGAGAAAAUGAAGGAGGCUGAGAGAACAGCUGAGCUGGCUGAGGCUGAUGCUAGGGAAAAGGAUAAAGAAUUAGUUGAGGCUUUGAAGCGAUUAAAAGAUUAUGAAUCGGGAAUAUAUGGUUUAGAAGAAGCUGUUGCUGAAAUAAAGAAUUGUAAAAAUCAAAUUAAAAUAAGAGAUCGAGAGAUUGAAGAAUUGACAAAGGAAAUAAAUAAACUUGAAUUGAAGAUCAAUGACAUCUUGGAUGAAAAUGAGGCCCUUAGAGAGCGACUGGGUCUUGAACCAAAGACAAUGAUUGAUUUAACAGAAUUUAGAAACAGUAAGAGGUUAAAACAGCAGCAGUAUAGAGCUGAAAACCAGAUUCUUUUGAAAGAGAUUGAAAGUCUAGAGGAAGAACGACUUGAUCUGAAAAAAAAAAUCCGUCAAAUGGCUCAAGAAAGAGGAAAAAGAAGUGUAACUUCAGGGUUAACCACUGAAGACUUGAACCUAUCUGAAAGCUUUCCCCAAGAAUAUAGAAUAGGGGAAAGAAAAUUGGAUUUCACAAGCCUUAGAAGUAUGGGUGAAAUGCAGUCAAAGAAUGAAUUGCUGUCAAGAGAACUCAUCGAAAAGGAAAGAGAUUUGGAAAGAUGUAGGACAGUCAUAGGCAAGUUUCAGAAUAAAUUAAAACAGUUAGUUGAAGAAAAUAAGCAACUUGAAGAAGGCAUGAAAGAAAUACUGCAAGCCAUUAAGGAAAUGCAGAAAGAUCCUGAUGUUACUGGAGGAGAGGCAUCUCUGAUCAUCCCAAGUCUGGAGAGACUAGUUAAUGCUAUAGAAUCAAAGAGUGCAGAAGGAAUCUUUGAUGCCAGUCUGCAUUUGAAAGCCCAAGUUGAUCAACUUACUGGAAGGAAUGAAGAAUUAAGACAGGAGCUCAGACAGUCUCGGAAAGAGGCUAUAAAUUAUUCUCAACAGUUGGCAAAAGCAAAUUUAAAGAUAGAUCAUCUUGAAAAAGAAACCAGUCUACUACAACAGUCCAAAAGUUCCAAUGUGGUUUUUAAAGGAGUAGACUUACCUGAGGGGAUAGCGCCAUCUAGUGCCAAUAUCAUCAAUUCUCAGAAUGAAUAUUUAAUACAUCUUUUACAGGAACUUGAAAAUAAAGAAUGCAAGUUGAAGAAUUUAGAAGAUUCUCUGGAAGACUAUAAUAGAAAAUUUGCAGUAAUUCGUCACCAGCAAAGCUUAUUGUAUAAAGAAUACUUAAGUGAAAAGGAGACCUGGAAAACAGAAUCUGAAGCAAUUAAAGAAGAAAAGAAAAAACUCGAGGAUCAAAUUCAACAAGAUGCUAUAAAAGUAAAAGAAUAUAAUAAUUUACUGAAUGCUCUUCAGAUGGAUUCAGAUGAAAUGAAGAAAACACUUUCAGAAAAUAGUAGAAAGCUCACAGUCUUACAAGUAAAUGAAAAGUCACUCAUAAGGCAGUACACAACAUUAGUAGAAAUGGAACGGCAACUUAGAAAAGAAAACAGCAAACAAAAGAAUGAAUUGAUGUCAAUGGAAGCUGAAGUUUGCGAAAAAAUUGGAUGUUUGCAAAGAUUUAAGGAAAUGGCCAUUUUCAAGAUUGCAGCUCUCCAAAAAGUUCUAGACAACAGUGUUUCUUUAUCUGAACUAGAACUGGCCAAUAAGCAAUACAAUGAGCUGACUGCCAAGUACAGGGACAUCUUACAGAAGGACAAUAUGCUUGUUCAAAGAGCAAGUAACUUGGAACAGCUAGAGUGUGAAAACGCGUCUUUAAAAGAACAAAUGGAGUUUCUAAAUAAAGAACUGGAAAUUACCAAGGAAAAAUUUCAUACCAUUGAACAAGCCUGGGAACAAGAAACUAAAUUAGGAAACGAAGCUAACAUGGACAAAGCAAAGAAGUCAAUAACCAACAGUGAAAUUGUUUCUAUUUCCAAAAAAAUCACCAUGUUGGAAAUGAAGGAAUUAAACGAGAGGCAGCGAGCUGAACAUUGUCAAAAAAUGUAUGAACACCUCAGGACUUCAUUGAAACAGAUGGAAGAACGUAAUUUUGAAUUGGAAUCCAAAUUUGCUGAGCUUACCAAAAUCAACUUAGAUGCGCAGAAGGUGGAACAGACGUUAAGAGAUGAAUUAGCUGAUAGUGUGAGCAAGGCAGUGAGUGAUGCUGAUAGACAACGGAUUCUAGAGUUAGAGAAGAAUGAAAUGGAACUAAAAGUUGAAGUGUCAAAAUUAAGAGAAAUUUCUGAUAUUGCCAAAAGGCAAGUUGAAAUUUUGAACACACAACAACAGUCCAGGGAAAGGGAAGUCGAUUCUCUCAGAAUGCAACUAGUGGACUACCAGGCACAGUCUGAUGAAAAAGCACUAAUUGCCAAGUUGCACCAACACAUUGUUUCUCUUCAAAUUAGUGAAGCUGCUGCUCUUCGGAAGUUGGAGUCAGUUACGUCCAAACUGCAGAAGAUCCAGGCCUGCAAUUUGCGGUUGGAGCAGAAACUUGAUGAGAAAGAACAGGCUCUCUAUCAUGCUCGUCUGGAGGGGAGGAACAGAGCCAAACAUCUGCGCCAGACCGUGCAGGCCCUGCGCCGCCAGUUCAGCGGGGCCUUACCGCUGGCGCAGCAGGAGAAGUUCUCCAGAACAAUGAUUCAGCUUCAGAACGACAAACUCAGGAUAAUGCAAGAGAUGAAAACUUCUCAACAAGAACGUAGAAAUAUGGAGAACAAAACAUUGGAGAUGGAAUUAAAGCUAAAGGGGCUAGAGGAGUUAAUAAGCACUUUAAAGGAUGCCAGGGGAGCCCAAAAGGUAAUCAAUUGGCAUGUAAAAAUAGAAGAACUUCGCCUUCAAGAACUUAAGCUAAAUAGAGAAUUAGUCAAGGAUAAAGAAGAGAUAAAAUAUUUGAAUAAUAUAAUCUCUGAAUAUGAGCAAACAAUCAGCAGUUUGGAGGAGGAAAUCGUGCAGCAAAACAAGUUUCAUGAGGAAAGACAGAUGGCCUGGGACCAAAGAGAGGUUGAGCUGGAACGUCAGUUGGAUGCUUUUGAUCGACAGCAAAAUGAAAUACUCAGCGCAGCACAAAAGUUUGAAGCAGCUACAGGACCAGUGCCAGAUCCCAGUUUACCCCUUUCUAAUCAACUGGAGAUUGCUCUAAGAAAAAUUAAAGAAAAUGUUCGGAUAAUCCUAGAAACACAGGCAACUUGCAAAUCACUAGAAGAGAAACUAAAAGAAAAGGAAUCUGCUUUACGGUUAGCAGAGCAAAAUAUUCUGUCAAGAGACAAAGUUAUCAAUGAACUAAGGCUUCGCUUGCCUGCUACGGCAGAACGAGAAAAACUUAUAACCGAAUUAAGCAGAAAAGAGGUGGAACCAAAGUCUCAGCACACUUUGAAAAUUGCACACCAAACCAUUGCAAAUAUGCAAGCAAGGCUAAAUCAGAAGGAGGAAGUACUAAAGAAAUACCAGCAUCUUCUAGAAAAAGCCAGAGAGGAACAAAGAGAGCUUGUGAAGAAACACGAAGAAGAUCUGCAUAUUCUUCAUCAUAAAUUAGAGCUACAGGCUGAUAGUUCCCUCAAUAAAUUCAAACAAACAGCUUGGGAUUUAAUACACCAGUCUCCUACUCCAGUUCCUACCAACAAGCAUUUCACUCGUCUGGCUGAGAUGGAACAGAUGGUAGCAGAACAGGACAACUCACUUUCUUCACUUUUGGCCAAACUGAAGAAAGUGUCACAGGAGUUAGAGAGACAAAAGGAAAUCACUGAGUUAAAAAUCAAAGAAUUUGAAAGUGUCAAAUCACAGCUUCAAGAAACCCAUGCUGAUGAAGUGAAAAAGAUGAAAGCCGAAGUGGAGGAGUUAAGGGGUCUCCUGACCAAGUCACAGAAAGAGUCACAGAGCUUAAAGUCUGAACUUCAGGCUCAGAAGGAAGCAAAUUCAAGAGCUCCAACAACUACAAUGAAAAACCUAGUAGAAAGACUAAAGAGCCAGCUAGCUCUGAAAGAGAAACAACAAAAAGCACUGAGUCGAGCUCUUUUGGAACUCCGGGCAGAAAUGACAGCAGCCGCUGAAGAACAUAUCAUUUCUGUAACUUCUCAGAAAGAGGCAAACCUCAACGUUCAACAAGUUGUGGAUCGUCAUACCAGAGAGCUAAAGUCAAAAAUUGAAGAUUUAAAUGAAAAUCUUUCAAAAUUGAAAGAAUCUCUUAAAACAAGUAAAAACAGAGAAAACUCACUAAACGAUAAUUUGAAUGAGCUAAACAACGAACUACAAAAAAAGCAAAAAGCUUAUCUUAAGAUACUUAGAGAGAAGGAUGAAAUUGAUCAAGAGAAUGAGGAACUCAAAAGGCAAAUUAAACGAUUAGCCAGUGGACUACAGAGCAAAUGUCUGGUAGAUAAUAAGCAAAAUUUAAUUGAAGAACUUCAAAAGAAAGUUAAAAAACUGGAAAGCCAAUUGGAAAGAAAGGUGGAUGAAGAAGAAAUAAAACCUGUGAAAGAAAAGAGUACCAGAGAAGAAUUAAUUAGGUGGGAAGAAGGUAAAAAAUGGCAAAAUAAAAUUGAAGGCAUUCGAAAUAAGUUAAAAGAGAAAGAGGGGGAAAUCUACACUCUAACAAAGCAGUUAAACACUUUAAAGGACCUUUUUGCCAAAGCUGAUAAAGAGAAACUUACUUUGCAGAAGAAACUAAAAUCAGCUGGCAUAACUGUUGAUCAGGUUUUAGGAGUGCGAGCUUUGGAGACAGAAAAAGAGUUGGAAGAAUUGAAGAAGAGAAAUCUUGACUUAAAAAAUGACAUACUGCAUAUGAGGACCCAGCAAGCUCUUCCCCGGGAUUCUGUUAUAGAAGAUUUACGUUUACAAAACAAGUAUCUCCAAGAAAAAAUUCAUGCUUUAGAAAAACAGCUUUCAAAAGAUGCAUAUUCUGGGCCUUCAACUUCAGUAGAGUCUGAUGAACACUGCCAAAGAGAACAGGAGCUUCAGAAAGAAAACUUAAAGUUGUCAGCUGAAAAUAUUGAACUGAGAUUUCAGCUGGAACAAGCAAAUAAAGAUUUGCCAAGACUAAAGAAUCAAGUAAGAGAUUUGAAAGAAAUGUGUGAAUUUCUUAAAAAAGAAAAAACUGAAGCUGAACGGAAACUUGGCCAUGUUAGAGGAUCUGGAAGAAGUGGAAAGACAAUCCCAGAGCUAGAAAAAACCAUUGGGCUAAUGAAAAGAGUCGUUGAGAAAGUCCAAAGAGAAAAUGAACAGCUGAAAAAGGCAUCAGGAAUACUGACCAGUGAGAAAAUGGCAAAUAUUGAGACGGAAAAUGAACAGUUGAAGACUGAACUAGAAAAACUUAAAGCUCAUCUUGGACGUCAGUUGAGCAUGCACUAUGAAUCCCAGACAAAAGGCACAGAGAAGAUUGUUGCUGAAAAUGAGAGGCUUCGUAAAGAACUUAAAAAAGAGACUGAAGCUGCAGAGAAAUUACGGAUAGCCAAGAAUAAUUUAGAGAUUUUAAAUGAGAAAAUGACGGUUGAACUAGACGAGACUCUGAAGAAAUUACAGCUUGCAGAAAGUCGAGGACCGCAGCUUGAAGGUGCUGACAGGAAGAGUUGGAAGUCAAUCGUCUUAACAAGGAUGUAUGAAACGAAAUUGAAAAAAUUAGAAACUGAUAUUGCCCAAAAAAAUCAAACUAUUACUGAACUUAAGCAACAUGUGAAAGAGGCAACAGAGAGAGAACAAAAAGCCAAGAAAUACGCUGAAGACCUUGAAAGACAGAUAGAGGUUCUCAAAUGUGUUCCUGAUGAUAUCAAGACAGAGGAAGACCUUAAACGAGAGCUUCAAGUUCUUAGAUUAGCUAAUAGCCAGUUGGGUAAAGACAAAGCAGAUUUGAUUCUUCAGAUAGAAGCUAACAAGGACCAACAUGGAGCAGAACGUGCUGUGCCUGAUACUGAUCAACUAAAGGAAACGGUAAAAGACCUAAAGGCACAGCUUAAAACAGAAAAUCUAGAAAAGCUGCAGUUAAAGGAAGAAGUUAAAAAGCUGAAGAAAGAACUGGAAAAUUUUGAUCCUUCAUUUUUUGAAGAAAUUGAAGAUCUGAAGUAUAAUUAUAAGGAAGAAGUUAAAAAAAAUAUUCUUUUAGAAGAAAAGUUAAAAAAAUUUUCUGAGCAAUUUGGUGUUGAAUUAACUAGCCCUGUUACUUCUGAACAGUAUGAAAAUGAAGAAAGUCUUGAUAACUUCCCUGUAUAUUAAGGUCCAUCAAUAAUCAUAGUUUUAUUUAUUUAUAAGUUUAAAAUUUUAUAGGAUAUUAAGCAAAUC
This is a messenger RNA of Ochotona curzoniae (black-lipped pika), 7664 nucleotides long. It is a transcript of the gene CEP290, whose product is annotated as centrosomal protein 290. The record is from RefSeq and is a predicted model, not a curated record. The transcript is spliced from 54 exons. The coding region runs from base 165 to 7598 and encodes 2477 amino acids. Gene Ontology annotation, biological process: kidney development; camera-type eye development. NCBI's taxonomy places the organism in Eukaryota, Metazoa, Chordata, Mammalia, Lagomorpha, Ochotonidae.